AAACUCCUUCAGGCACUGGAAAGAACCUAACACCUACCCUCCUUGGCCGCCGUAAAAGGACUCAUCUUUUUUUUUCACGAACUACCAGAUACCCAAAAUUUCUAAAAAUAUCAUAAAAUAUCUAUACCUGCUAUAUCUCAGCACCCUCUAGCAAAUUAUGGCUACACGCGCCACGGCUGAACAAAGCAAUAUAUUCAUAAAACAAUAAAUAAUUUACGAGAAAGGUCUAUAGCUUCAAAAUUAUAUUUAAUAUUGCCAUUUUUUUAAUCCCACGUUUGCCUCUGUUAUACAAAAACAAUUAAUCUAAGACAUGAUUAAUUAUCUCCUCCUGAAAACUCUUAUUUCCCACAUAUUGGAUUCGUUUUUUGUUCGUUAAUCACACUUCCGUCGGUUGUCCAGGAUAUAAUAAAAGCAUUCUUUAUUAAAAACUGCAAAGCUUUUAAAAAACGUUUACAGUGAACAGUACCGGGGCUGACAUGCAAACAAGUCACUACAAGUUUUUAUUUAUCAACAGCGCCUCUGUUGAUUUGUAUUAAAUAAAAAAAAAAACAGCACCAUAUGUUACAACAGCUUUUUAUUGAUGUUUUUUUUAAAGCGAUUAUCACGUCCAUUUGAAGUAAAGUUAUAAUAGACGACGCUUAUUAUCAACUUAAAAUGUAAAAGGAAUAGUGUUCGCUUUAUAGUUGUUUUAAUUUCAAUCCUGACGGAUAAAAACUAAAAAUUUGAGGCAGAUGUCCAUUUGCGUUACGAUUUUCUUCUAUUUGGCUGUGCAGUUUCUAAUUGGCGGGCGUUUUGACUGGAGUUUGCACACCUGCACCAGUAUUUUACAGCGGACUGAAUCGCAGUCAAUAAUUUGCAAAACAAAUCUGCUAGCCAUGCUUUUCCCGCAAGUUUAGGCACAAGAAUUAACCCAAGAAAGUUGCCCAAACUAUGGUCAAAAGUUCAUCAAAGCUAGCAUACGAUUUAAAGUGCAUCCAGAGUGGUAACAAUGGGGCUGAAGGCUGCUUGAGGUCCGCAUGACAUUUAAAUCAACACGAGUCCCAAAAAGAAGGAAAACUGUUGUUUUACUAUAAUAUGACAGUAUGAAACCAUCUAUAGAAGCUAAUAUAUAGAAGCACUGACUAGAACGACGCAUCGAGAUAUGUCAUUGGUCAUGUUUUACAAUGGUUACUGGUUCAGUAGCUCUUUUGCAAGUUCAGUGAUCUAUAUCAUCAUCUCUGUAUUUACUGUUAGUGGCAAUGUUUUAGUUUGCGUGACGUUUGCUCUAGAUCCAUAUGGCCAGCUCCACAAGCCUCAGAACGUAUUCCUUGUAAACCUCGCAGUGAGUGAUCUCAUAAUGGGUGCUCUCACCGACACGCUUCUCGCGUCCACUUACUGGAUAAGUCCAGCGGAAGGCUUAUUUUUCGCGCACUAUGUCUGCGCUAUCAUAUCCGGUGCGUCUUCGCUGCUCAACCUCACCGCGCUGUCGGUGAUUCGGUACUACGCAGUAAGGGAACCUGUUGACUACCAGGCCAAGAUCACUAGACAUCGUGUGUUCGUCGCGAUAGUGUUUAUCUGGGCGCUAUCGUUGCACUUGGCACUGCUUCCAGUGUUUGGAUGGCGUUCUCCGUCCUACCAGCUCUACUUGUACGGGGUGGGGUUUGGAAUACCUUGUGUUAUAAUUUUUGUGGCAUAUUACGGCUUCCACGGCGCGAUCCGCCAGCAUACACGCACCAUUCGUGACAUGGAGAUGACCGACCGGAACUUACCUGCAGGGUCGAACACUGACUUGAGCUACCAUUCGCGGGUCAAGCGUGUGAUCGAGCGAGAAAGACAUGUCACUAAGACAAUUGUGUUGAUCUUGUCUCUGUUCGUGGCAUCAUGGUUGCCAUUCCUGAUGGUCGAUAUCAUAAUGGUGCAAUGCGUGACAUGCCGUGACUCGCCCAGACUUCACUUGGCUCGAGAUGUCACGCUGUCUAUAACGUACUUCAGCGCCGGGAUCAACCCAUUGCUGUACACGUGGCGCGUGAUACAGUUCCGUCGUGCUGUGGCGAAAGUCCUUCACCUAUCUUCCUAGUUUUGCGCGUGAUGUGCAUGUGGAUGUUUUGAUUGAUAACGACAAUAAUUGCUUAAAAGUAUUUACACGAGAUUUUAAUUUGUAAGGAAUUUUUAAAAACAAAACUAAGGCAUAAUGAUUCACGUACUAUAACGUUCUACAAAUCGUGACACAUGAUUUAGCGCAUAUGGCGCACCCGAAAAGGCAUGACCAAAAGAUGAGCGUCUCCGUCAAUCUUGUUCAAUAGAUAAUAAAUACACCUAUCCCGCCCUCGCCAGGAUAAGGAUGUCUGGUGGCGUACAUUUUUUAUAUCAAGAUGAUGAAAAAGAGCGAUAAGGCGCUGGGAUGUUUUAAAAUGCUAACUUCUAUUUCCAGACCAAGAAGAGCAGCUCUUUGUGGAUUACCAGUAUUUUUACACGUUAGAUGUACGCUUAUAUGUGGCGCUGUAAUAAUUGAACUCCUUGUCAAGUCGAGAUUGGCCAGCGCGCUAAAGAAUGAUUUCGAGUAUUUUAAGUCCGUGGGUGUCUUGGUCUAAGGGAUGCCUAAAAAAGGAUUAUAAUGAACAUGCAUUAGAACACUUCACACAAAAGUUCAAAUAAGAUAAAAUGGAAAAUACAAUUUUUAAGAGAAACUCUUCAAAAUCGAA
Molecule: messenger RNA, 2681 nt
Organism: Nematostella vectensis (starlet sea anemone)
Lineage: Eukaryota; Metazoa; Cnidaria; Anthozoa; Actiniaria; Edwardsiidae
Product: adenosine receptor A2a
Exons: 1
Coding region: 1142-2056 (304 amino acids)
Biological process (GO): G protein-coupled receptor signaling pathway
Cellular component (GO): membrane
Molecular function (GO): G protein-coupled receptor activity
Source: RefSeq, a predicted model, not a curated record